Messenger RNA from Dermatophagoides pteronyssinus (European house dust mite), 1598 nucleotides. Its product is annotated as aldehyde dehydrogenase, dimeric NADP-preferring-like. Lineage: Eukaryota; Metazoa; Arthropoda; Arachnida; Sarcoptiformes; Pyroglyphidae. Gene Ontology annotation, biological process: aldehyde metabolic process. Gene Ontology annotation, cellular component: cytoplasm. The record is from RefSeq and is a predicted model, not a curated record. Gene Ontology annotation, molecular function: aldehyde dehydrogenase (NAD+) activity.
UUGUUUGUUUGUUUGUUGGUUGGUUGGUUGAAGGUGGUAUAUUGGCUGUUUUGUGAAAACGAUAAUGAAAAUGAAUGAAUCAACGAUUGAAAUGAUCGUGUGGAAAACACGACAAACAUUCAAUACAGAUCGUACGAAAAAUAUUCAAUUCCGUAUUAAACAAUUGAAACAAUUACGAAAAUGUUUGACAGAAAAUUAUGAUCAAUUUAUGGAUGCACUUUUGGCCGAUCUGGACAAGCCAAAAGCCGAAGCAUCAGGAACCGAAAUGCUUCCAUUACUAAAUGAUAUUGAUUAUCAAUUGAAAUAUAUUCAUUAUCAUACACGUGUGCAUUAUACGAAAACGAAACAUUUAACAAAUAUUUUCGAUUCAACAUACGUUCAUUAUGAACCAUUAGGUGUUGUAUUGAUAAUAAGUCCAUGGAAUUAUCCAUUAACAUUAUCGAUACGUCCAUUAGUUGGUGCAAUUGCUGCGGGAAAUUGUGCCAUUCUAAAACCAUCAGAAUUUGCACCCAAUUAUGAACGAUUAUUGGCCGAAUUAUUGCCCAAAUAUUUGGAUCCGGAAUGUUAUCGUGUGGUUACUGGUGAUGCCAGUGUAUCGUCACGUUUAUUGGAAAAUCAUUUUGAUUUAAUAUUUUUUACUGGUUCACCAUCAAUCGGUAAAAUUGUUUAUCGUGCUGCGACAAAAUUUUUAACACCUUGUGUAAUGGAAUUGGGUGGUAAAAACCCAGCAUAUUUAGACAAUAAUGUUAACGAUUUUUAUGAAACAGCCAAACGAAUUAUUUGGGCUAAAUGUAUUAACAAAGGACAAGUAUGCAUUGCACCCGAUUAUCUAAUUUGUAUGAAAAAAGUUCAGGAUCAAUUUAUAAAAUUGGUUCCCGGUUUUUUGAAAGAAUUUUAUGGCAACGAUGCAAGUAAAUCACCAUUUUAUGGACGUAUUGUUAAUCGUAAAAAUUUUGAACAUUUACGAAUAUUACUUGAAUCGAAUAAAGAAAAAGUUGUCAUCGGUGGUAAUAUCGAUGUACAGACAGGUUUUUUUCCAUUGACAAUAAUGGCCAAUGUUACAUUUAGUGAUCCAAUUAUGCAAAAAGAAAUAUUUGGUCCAAUAUUACCUAUUGUAACUGUUGAAUCAUUGGAUGAAGCUUUAACAUUGAUUCGUCAGAAUGAAAAACCAUUGGCAAUAAAUGUUUAUACUGAUAAUGAUAAUGUUUUUAAACGAUUUCAAAAUGAAACAUCAAGCGGUACAAUUGUUAAAAAUGAUCAUUUUUUUAAUCUACAUGCUAAUCUAUUACCAUUCGGUGGUGUUGGUAAUUCUGGUUUCGGUAAUUAUUAUGGUCCAUAUUCAUUUCGUACAUUUUCACAUGCAAAAAGUGUUAUGAUAAAACGACAUAAUUUUAUUACAAAUAUUUUAAUGAAAAAACGUUAUCCACCAUAUAGUGAUUCAAAUCUUCGUAUUUUUAGUUUUCUAUUGGCACGUAAUUUUAUUGAUGAUAUUGAUUUUUGUCAAACAUUUCGUUAUCUAUUAACAUUUAUAACUGGUAUUUUGAUUACACUAUUCAUUGUUUGGAUUUUGUCUAUGAAAGUUGAAUGAAACAAACAAA